AUGGCCGCCGGCGCCGAGGAAACACCUAGCAGACCUAGCAGCCCUGGUCCCCGGCGGGGCUCCAGCUUCUCUUCCUGCGAGCUCAGUGUUCGCACAGAUCCGGAGCUUCUUCGGGCUGUCACCUUAAGCGAGGCGCUUUGUGGUUGGGGAAAGCACUGGGACGCGGAGAACGGAGGCAUGCCUCGUGCAGAUGCAGCAAAUUACCGACUCAGCCAGCCAGUGGUAGUAUAUGAUGCUUUCCUGAGCCACGACUGGGGCUCGGGCCGGUGGCUAAAGCUUCUUUCGCUCCUGAUCGUCUUCAACUCUGGCCCAGCCUUUUGCAGCUCAUUGCUUGUUAGCAUUGCUGUCGGGAUACUGCGGGGGAUGGGUGUACUACCUGAUGAGCUAUGGACUGUCAUCUUCGGCCACGUGACCUUCGUGUUGGUACUUUCCUUCUGGCAGCGGAUCCGCUCAGUCUGCCGGCCUUGCCUGGUGUUCUUCGACAAGCUGUGCGUGGCGCAGCACGAUGAUGUGCUCAAGCAGAGAGGCAUCUUGGCAAUUGCCGCAUUCUUGCUGAGCUCGCGGAGACUCGUGGUCCUCUUGACGCCUCAGUACUUCAGCCGCCUUUGGUGCACCUUCGAAGUCGCGACCUUCAUGAAGGACCCGGAGCGGCGCAAGCAGAUCUGCUUCAUGCCGUUGAAGACGGCGCUGCUGUUUCUGCUCUUUUCGGCUUGCUGGCACCUUCUGGUAUUCGGCUUUGCUGUGCUCCGAAGGCUGAGGUCAGAGCAGGCUGGUGCAGGCGUCCUCGUACUUGCGAUGAUGUUUGUGCUGUGGGCUGUCUUGGGCCCUAUGCUUUUUUAUUUGGAGAUGGGGAUGAUUGGGGACUUUGAGGGCAUUCCGACGCAGCUCGGGCGCUUUCGCAUUCAAGAUGCACACUGCUUUUGCUGCACCCAUGGACACCGGCAUCCUCUUACCCGAGAGGAGAUUCCCUGCGAUCGCGUCCUGGUUUACAACUCCCUGCAGAGGUGGUAUGGCCAGGACCACUUGGAAUCCUUCAAUCGACUCGUUAGGGAGCACUUGGCAGGAAGUGUCGGACGUGGCGCAAGAGGGUUUAUGCUCCCGGUCAACUAUGCAGUGUACAUGGUGCUUUCCAGCAACCUUCCAUAUGUGGCAGAUCCUAUUUCUGUGUUCUUUGCCAGGACGUCCGACUCGGACCUCUCUGGCAUUGUGCUACUCACUUGGUGCUUGCGGCAGCUGGUGGACUGGGGAAUCGUAGGCCUCUCGAGCAUCCUGUCGGUGAGACUAUCUGUUCCACUAUGUCGCCUCGGUUUACGGCUACCUGUGCACCGGUGCGUUGCCGCCCUCCUCAUGGCUCCUGUGCUCUUUUUGGCCAUCGCUGUGGUGUGGGCUCCGGUUCGGAUCUUCCUGCGUUUCACAUCGGAGGACAAUCCGCUGCCCGCAGUUCUCUUCGUGGUCUGGCUCGCCGCGGCCGUCGGACUUUUCUCCCCCUGCCCCUGCAGGGCCUCGAUGCCAGAGCGAGCCCUCGAGGGCAAGGCAUCACCUUCACAGCAUCCGACAGAGGACUCAGACCACUUCAGCAUCUGA
Messenger RNA from Symbiodinium natans, 1584 nucleotides. Lineage: Eukaryota; Dinophyceae; Suessiales; Symbiodiniaceae. The record is from the annotation of a GenBank genome assembly.